Malaya genurostris is the source of this 1349-nucleotide messenger RNA. Its product is annotated as transforming growth factor beta regulator 1. The record is from RefSeq and is a predicted model, not a curated record. Gene Ontology annotation, biological process: regulation of cell cycle. The transcript has 2 exons. The coding region runs from base 83 to 1249 and encodes 388 amino acids. Gene Ontology annotation, cellular component: nucleus. Lineage: Eukaryota; Metazoa; Arthropoda; Insecta; Diptera; Culicidae.
UAAGCAAAAAGAGACGAGUGAGCGUUUUAAUACAACUCCGCGUUUGCUUUUGAGGGCAUAUUUAUCGCAUAUUUUUUCCUGAAUGAAAAACCUCACGUUGGUAGCAGCAAAUCGACGCGAUUACGUAUAUGCUGUUGGCUUGCUGCAAGUGCGGAAAAAAAUCCAUCGAUCGCGAUUGCUGGGCGGAAAUCUAGUGCUCUGCUGGCUACUAAGCGCGAUGCAGAGCUCAUUUCCGUUUCCCGCGGUCCUGGACCAGGCGGUAAACGAAAAAUACAGAAGGAAGUAUCGACGCCUCAAGUUAUAUAUGAAAAAUUUGAUGUUUGAGAAUGCUGCGCUCUGUGACCAUGUUGCCCAGAUCCAGGAAAAUAUUUUACUGGUGAAAGAGGAACGAAGAUAUUUGCUGAAGAAGCUGCUAGAACACGAAAAUGAGAAGGAAACGCAGUUGGGCAGACCGUGUAGUAAAUUGAAUGAAUUGAUUGCGAGCAGCUUGCCACCUAAAAGACAGUACAAAAAACGCACCCCGCCCGAUGGUAACGCGGGGGGAGAUUCGUCUACUAAGGGCACAAAACAACCUCGAAAACCCCGUGCCAAUGCUAACGCGGAGAAGAAUGCUGUCAAGAAGAGUCUUCAAAGCAUACAUCUAAAUAAAACAGGCCAUCCCACGUAUCCAAUUACGGUCGCAGGGUUCACGAUUUUCAAUUUAGGCGAAAUCGCUUCGGAUCGGACUGCUUAUAACACUGAAUAUACAAUCUACCCGAUAGGUUACACCGUGACACGCCCAUAUGGUCAUCUGAAAGACCCUACAAAAAAGUGCAUUUACACCUGUCGUGUUCUGGACAACGGAGAUUCGCCCAGGUUUGAAAUUAUACCGGAGAACGAUACGGCUCUCACGAUAGCAGGCAAUUCUACCGAUGCAUGCCACUCAACCCUGCUGCAGUGCAUAAACGCCUCGUUGGAUUGUCGCAGUAUAGAUGGACGACCGGCUGGCGAUUGGUUCUUCGGUCUAUCGCAUCCGACCAUUUCCAGCCUGAUACAGAGCUUCCCGAGCUCGAAGAAGUGUGUUAACUAUCGCGGUAUCAAGAAGGAAAAUUUUGCCAAUAUGGGCAAGGAGAACGACCCAUCGCUAAACUACGAGGCACUGCAAAGACAUAUCACGAUCUCGGCGUACCAUACGGUACCGGAGAUCAAAGAGGAACCACCGGAUGAACUGCUGGAUCAUUCGGACGGGAAUUCGUUUAGUUUAUCGUAGUAUGCAGGAAGGAAUUGAAUGCUUUUUUAUGUUUCUACGUUACGGGACUGAAUGUGCGCGGUUGAAAAUGGACCUGAAUAAAUGGUGAUUUUGAAAUAUA